Molecule: messenger RNA, 1188 nt
Organism: Nymphaea colorata (pocket water lily)
Lineage: Eukaryota; Viridiplantae; Streptophyta; Magnoliopsida; Nymphaeales; Nymphaeaceae
Product: stearoyl-[acyl-carrier-protein] 9-desaturase, chloroplastic-like
Exons: 3
Coding region: 1-1188 (395 amino acids)
Biological process (GO): defense response; fatty acid metabolic process
Cellular component (GO): chloroplast stroma
Molecular function (GO): stearoyl-[ACP] desaturase activity; stearoyl-CoA 9-desaturase activity
Source: RefSeq, a predicted model, not a curated record
AUGGCGUUAGUGUGCGUUCUUGACGCUCAGCCCUCAUUUUUUGUGAAGAUGGGACAUUCCUGCAUUAGUGCUUCUCAUUCAAGAAGCGCUGUGACCACAACAGCCAUUCCCGUCAAAUCUAAGGAGGAUGAGAAAGUGAGGGAGCAAUUAAGACCGAGAGAAAGGCAUGUGCGAGUGACUCAUUCGAUGGCGCAGGAAAAACUGGAGAUUUUCAGGUCCUUGGAUUCGUGGGCAGAGCAUAACAUCUUGCCAUUAUUGAAGCCAGUGGAAGCUUCAUGGCAACCAUCUGAUUUCCUGCCUGACUUCUCGUCCAAUUCUGGCCAUGAACAAGUAAAGGAAUUGCAGAAAAGGGCAAAGGAGAUUCCAGAUGAUUGCCUCAUUUGCCUGGUUGGAGAUAUGAUCACAGAAGAAGCUCUGCCGACAUACCAAACUUUCAUUAAUGGGCUAGAUGGUGUCAGUGAUGAGACUGGUGUAAGCCAAAGUUCAUGGGCACUUUGGUCGAGGGCAUGGACUGCUGAAGAGAACAGGCAUGGGGAUCUACUUAACAAGUAUCUUAUGUACACUGGAAGGGUGGACAUGAAACAAGUGGAAAAGACGAUUCAGUAUCUUAUUGGCUCAGGAAUGGAUGUGCAAACGGAAAACAACCCCUAUCUUGGAUUCAUUUACACGUCCUUCCAAGAGAGGGCUACGUUCAUCUCUCAUGGCAACACUGCUGCACUUGCUCGAAAGCAUGGUGACCUGGACCUUGCCGUGAUAUGCGGGACUAUUGCUGCGGAUGAGAAGCGACAUGAGACUGCUUACACCAAGAUCAUCAAGAAGCUAUUUGAGAUUGACCCUAAUGGCGCAGUCGAAGCAUUCGCCCUCAUGAUGAGGAAGAGAAUAUCCAUGCCCGCCCAUCUCAUGUACGAUGGUCGGGACAACAAACUGUUUCAGCAUUUCUCUACUGUUGCUCAGAGGUUGGGGGUCUAUACUGCAAAAGAUUAUGCAAACAUAGUUGAACACUUGGUGAAGAGGUGGGAUGUAGAGAAGCUUAGUGGCCUUUCCAGCAAAGGGCAGGAAGCCCAGGACUAUGUUUGUAGUCUGGCACCAAGGUUCUGGAGACUCGCAGAAAGAGCUCAAGAAAGGGCCAACAAGUCCAGAAAACAUGUGCCAUUUAGUUGGAUAUUCAAUAGACAGAUUCUUUUGUAG